AUGUCGACCUCGACACGUGAAAAUAUCACGCACCCGCCGUCAUGGGCCAUGGAAAACCUCGUCGGCAACGCGAACCUCCGGCUCGGGAUUCCGGACACCAUCUUGUUCAGAGAUGGUGCACCGCACGUCUGGCUCUUCACAUCGAAAACGGGAGAUGUCCUCAAUAAGAGGUCGUUGCGAAAGUCCAGCAUCAAGGAGAGGUUCACACGCCUGUUCGCCACUAACCCCAACAACCCUCAUCAACGCAUAGCAACAGUGCGGUUCAUGGACGGCACGGUCCGGAAUCUCGGGAGGGAAGCCUUCAAGGAGAUGAUGAGCAAGUUUCCGGCAACAGAGCCAGGGAUUGUGUGCAUCCAGUGCUACAUGCAGGGGAAGGGAGCCAGUGGGACGGUCUACCGUAACUCUUACCGGGUCGUAAACGACAAGGGUCUCGCCGUGACAGGAACGAGCUCGUUCACCACACUCGCCGCCGACCAAACGGCAGCGACCCCGUCUUGCACGUGGAGCGAACGGGAGAUCAAACUCGAGAAGUGCUUGGCUUCUAGCAUAAACAAGGCGCUAGACGCCGUCACGUUGGGCAUCGUGCGCUUCAUCGAAGCCGAGCAGGAUAAACCCACCCGCAUCCUCGGCCUCAUGUGCGACUACGUCGUGGAUGCCGCGAGUCAAAUCUGGCUGACUUGGAUGGGAGAGACGACAAUUGCGGUAGCAGACGCAGCACGAGAUCUGCGACUCGCCAACGUUGCGAUGGAGGGGCCGCGCGGGCGCGGCGAGUUUCUAGGCCCACAGAACGCGCUCGACAUGCAGAGAGAAUUCGGGGGUCCUGCGGGUCCACGGAGAAAGAGCCGCCGUCGGGUUGAUUGCCCACCAGCAGGGGCGGCGUCUACAGGGAAAGAAGCAGACUUGGGGGAAGCUAUAGACCGUGCGGCGGAAGUGGUCGAGCUACCGUGCGAAAAAGUCGGCGCCGGAGGCUCGGGGGGUAUUGCGAACGCGCUCUCCCGCGUGAAAGCGACUAAAAAUGGGCCCAUGGUUUCGCUUCCGGGAGCAGGACCUUCGUCGUCGGUAGUGGCCGGGUCGUCUUCCUCUCCCUCGUUGGCGGGCAUGCGCGAACAGAACGUAGACGCCACCAUGAGAGCAACUCUGUCGACGAUGACAGUUGGGGUGAAAACCGGCGAGGCGUGGGAGGCCAAGGGUAGUGGUGGCAGAUCACUGGGGGAGAAACGGUUUCCCAGUUCGUUCGCAUGCGCUGGGGACUACUGCACGAUCCGAGUACUGGACCCGCGAGAGGACGCAGAUGACCCGCGCAAGAAACGAGAUCCACAAGGGUCGCUGCUCGAUCCGACUAUUUCCGACAAAGAUUUUUUCACGGAGGUGGCCACACGGCUGUUCAGCGGGCAAGAACUGUCCGCCCUUCGCAGAGAUGCGAGUUUCCGCCGUCAGAUAGAGGAGGGUCUCGUGAUGGAGGUGAGAACACCGUCAUCCACGACAGCGGGGGCGGGGAGUGGGGAAGGGGGACAACAUGCAGGAGGGGGAGCUUCCGCGCCAGGAAGACAUAGCGGAGCUGGUGGAAGACCCAAAGGCGACCCCGUCGCAGGGGGGCUGAAGGACAGGGACCCUACGGCUUGGUCCGAGGUUUCGUGGAAGAGCAUAAGUCUAGCGAGAAGGGGAAGGGAGAAUCGAGCGGGUGGCGCCAAGAAGGACAAAAAAGAGCUGUCUCUUCUUGACUCAGGCGAGACGAAAGACAGGCUUGAUGCGGUGGGAAAGGGUGGGGUGGGGAAGGGUCCAGAUGGUUCCAGCGGCAGCGGGGAAGGGCAGAAGGAUGCUCGGAGACGCUCGCUGCAGGAGACGGAAUCUAGUACGAUGAGGCAGCACGCUCGCAAGAGGGAGGACGAGUUCCUAGCAGGAGGCGCCCAGAACUUUUACAAAACUGUUCGCGUGUGCGGGUCUUGUUUCAGGGUGUACGCUCUGCUGGACAAGGCGCGGGCGGCUAUCGCCCGUCAGGAGGCCCUCACUGCGGAAGAGCUUGCCGUGUGCGAGCGGUCAGACUUCCUUGACUCUUCUAGGUCUUCCGUACCGCGAAGACGGCGACCAAGAGCGAAGCAGCACGACCUUUACGGUGCACAAGAAGAUACAGACCCGGUGAGCGUGAGCUCGGACGAGCUGCAAGAGUGCCGCCGCCGACGACGCGGCGGUGGCGCCGACAGCGAUUCUACCCGAUCAACCGCUGCGGGUGCCCUGCCUACUCGCCCUCGCAGCCAUGGAGACGACGACAGCCAAGCCAAGAAACAGCGUCGACACAGGGCGGACGGGGGUAAUGGGUUUAGCGGGAGCGGGCGGGAGGCUCACACAUGGAGAGGGAGGCUGGAAGAAGGGAGCGGAGCAGGUCAGAACAAGGGCAAGGGGCACGCCAAUUGCCCGGCUCUCUCGUCCGGGAAAAAGUUUGAGGACCUGGACAACUACCUCCGAGGGUGUGCUUCGGCUUCGGCGGCCAAGCGUGAGAAAAGGAAGAGGGGGCUAGGGUUAAGUUGGGGUAGCGGCGGCGGGGAAAGCUGUGCAGGGACGACCACCGACGGGAGCUCGUUGUCGUUUGCCGAAGGGCACGAGGACGAUGACGGGGAGGAGGAGGGAUCGGGCCUUUUCCACGCACGGGUUCUGCUCGCCGAGGCAGAACCCAGAUCUGCCAAGAAGAUCAAGGAGACGCUUGAGCAAGCGGGGUACAUGGUUACGGUGGAAGAGGACGGCAAACAGGUGCUCGAAGCUUUGAUCGACGGCGACGGGGAGUGGGACGCGCUCGUGGUCGAGCGAGACACGCCCGUCAUGGACGGCUUCCAGAUAGCCUCGGCCCUGAGAGACUUUGAGAAGGCGCGAAGAAACCGCUCUUCCAUGGCGCGGGCGGCCGCGGUGGAAGGGCACGCGAAAGCAGGCGGCGGUGGAGCAACGACGGGCGGCCAAGGCCGACAACAGGAUGAUGGAGCCCCAUCGUCCGUCCCCCCAGCCGCCGAGCUCAGACACCUGCCGAUAAUAUGCCUCACUUCAAAGGCCUCUCCGGAUGACCUCCGCUCCUACAUGGCCGCCGGCAUGGACGGCUGCAUCUCCAAGCCCGCUGAGCCGGGACCCUUGCUCAACACUCUCCGCGCUGCGAUCCCACGGCAUCUCUCUCGGCCGUCGUCGAUAGACGGAGGUCCGCUCACGAAUGGGGCUGGUCCCGGCCGCGGCGGCGGUGGCGGCAUGAAGGUCAUGCAGGGCAAGGGGAUGGGAGUGCUGACAGGUUCGGCGGCGUGCGCCGCUGAGGGCAUGGCGCUAGCCCCGAGGCACGAGGGCAGCGUGGAGGGGAGCUUGCAGGCGCUUCUCUGGAACUAUCCUGGUCAGGCUUUCAGUGAGUGGAGAGAGCAGCAACUGCUCAAUAACGAGUACCUGUCCACCAUCCUGCAGUACCUCUUGCUGCACCUCGGCAAGAAGAGCAAGGGCGGCACCGGGGAUUUCGACUCGGACAGGCCUUACCACCUCGUGGGAUUCGGAUCGGGAGGAGCGGUGGCUACGUUUUACGCGAGUCACUUCGUAACCCCUUCUCCGCGAUCGCUGCUCCUCCUCAACUCCUUCUCCUACGUCGACGCCUACCUGGCCGGAGUGCUGCACGACUGCAUGAACGUCUUCAACUGCGCUCCCGAGUCCAGGCCCGACUUGCCCGUAUACUUCCACGCCAGGUUUCUCUUCAGCCCGGCGUACCUGGGACAGGCAAGUUGUGUAUCGACACCGCUGGCGCUCAACAUAUACACGGCCGUACACAACCCGAUCUCGGUCAAAGGACGGCUGCAGCUCUGUAAGGGGGCGCUCGCGCACGUCGACACCCGCCCGGUGCUCUCCGAGAUAGACAUCCCCGUUGUCUGCAUCCAGAGCACCCAAAAUAACUUUGUCAAACCGUUGCACACCGACCCUUACGUCUCGAGGCGCGGCGGUGAGGUCCGGAGCAUCCACAAGGCUCUGCAAGACCCGAGCAAGACCUGUGUGGUGUGGAUGAACGCAGGGCACGAGCUGUUCCAGGAGGCCAGGAUCCAAACGACUACCCUCCUCGAACAGGCCAUCUCAGGAUACCAUGAGGGAAACGAUAUCGUCUACGCGAUGAGCCACCCGGAGUUUGCGGCCGCCACUGCCGCCGGCGCCGCCGCUGCCGGUGGCGACAAGUCCGCGGCCGUCGGCGGCGGGGCCAGCGGCAACGGUAUUAGCGGGGGCGAUACCUUCGAAGAUAGCUUCAUCGACAACGUCCUCGGCACCAUGUCCGACAUGCAGUCCGAGGCCCGCCACCGGGAGCGGGGGGACCUCUUGCGAGCCGGAGGCGGCGGCGGUGCCGGCGAGGACGGAAGCGCGAGCACGUUAGAUGCAGACGGCCGGGGGGGGGGAGAGGAGGACACAAACGCGGACAACACCGAGAUGGGAUCGGCGUGGGACGGCAGCCUCGGCGAGGUGUACGGGUCGUCGUGGGAAAAGUAUCGCUCGAGCGUGGCCGUCGCCGGUACGAACGCCGCCAACAGGGGUGGUCACUUCGGGAACACCGGCUGCGCCGGGAGCGCCUCGGACGAAGAAGAGCGAUGGCGGCGAGAUCGUCGGGGCAAGGGGAGACGACGGCGUGGUGGCGGGAAGCAGGGAGGCGACGGCAACGGGUGCGUGCAGGGGCGAAACAUCAUGGUUGGGACUGUGUUGGACGCGGCCCAUCCGGCGUUCGAGCGUCAGGAUAACCUGGUGUAUGGGUUUGGGCAGGGGAGCAAGGUUUAUCCACAGCCCGAGGAAUUCCCAGAGGUCAAAGAGUACAUGUCCUGGCGACUGAAGCGGAAUCGAAAGCGCCUGGUCCGCCUGGACCGGGCCGCGCGUAAGAUCCAAGGUGCAUUGCGCGCCUACCUGGCUCUGAAGAGGGCCCAGCUCAUGAGAGAGAACCGGGCGUGCGUCUACAUCCAGACCAUUUUCAGGGGUUGGCGCGGGAGGUUGAUGUUUCUGGAGAAGUUGAGGUCGGUGUGGGCGGCCCAGGUGGUGCAGAGGAACUGGAGGGGAUACGCCUCGCGGCGGUGGUUCCAGCUCCUCCGCCGGCAGCAAGCCGCGUGCGGGCACAUGCAACGCGUGUGGAGGGGGGCUCUCAUCCGGCGGCUCGUCAAGGCGACCAGGAGAAGGCGGGACCACGCGGCCGCCGUGAUCCAGUCCCUCUGGAGGGGCGUGUCCGGGCGGCGGUACGCGUUCCGCUGCCGAGAGGAGAAAUACAACGCUAUGACCAUCCAGCGCGUCUUCCGCGGGCACACGGGUCGCCGCCGGGCGGGGCGGGAGCGCGACAAGUACCUCUUCUCCAAGAGCCAGAGCCAGGGGAUAGACUUCGGCCGGCAGAUGCUACUCGAGCACAAGCUCCACGCGACCCGGCUGCAGAGCGACGUCCAGCUCCUAACGGGGGAGAAGGUCGGGGCGGAGGAGGCCGUGGAAGCGAUGAUGGAGGAGAUCAGCGAGUUCGAGGAGGCGGUGACGGUGCUCGAAAGGGAGAUGCACCAGCUGUCCAAGAUCGAGACCGAGGCGGUGGGGGUCCUCGACCAGGAGGCACGGCUGCUCCACAUGGAGAAAAAGCUUGCCACCCUCGACAGGACUCGCCUCGGCAAGGAGGAAGAACUGCGGACCUUGGAACGAAAGCUCGUCGUCCUCUUGGAAGAGCAGCAGCGGGAGCUGGACAACAUCCGCCGUCGCCAGGAAAAGAAAGGCGUGCUCUUGCUCACGGCGUCCGGAGACGGCAGCGGCGGCGGGCCGGGGGACAUGCUUUGCGGCGGCGGAGGCGGGGCGGGACCGUCCGCGCAGGACAAGCGGCAGGCGGCCCAGCUCAUGCAGUCCACGGAAACGCUCAUGAAGUUCGGGUUCAUGUCCAUGUCGAUGACCUACUUCAGCAGCCUCAACAUGAUACGCGCCAUGCGCAGCGUCGGAGCCACCGACACCGUCAUGGCCGCACUUGCGCACAACGCCAACGGUGCCGGUGGCGGCGGGGCGGGAAGCGGCGGCGGCGAUAGCGGGGGUGGGCGGGAUGACGGGCGAGCUCUGGCGCUGGAGCAGAACGAAAAGUUAGGGGCGGAGCCAUUCCGGCCCGCACUCAAGCCUGGGCAGCUCCCAGGGCAGGAACCGCUUGCGGUGUCUGCGUGGAGCGUUGAUGACGUCGCUCGUUGGUUGCAGGCGAGACAUAUCACGUUGCGGACGUUGACCUUGACGCAGUACCAGGAGGCCUUCAUCGCGGCGGCCGUGGACGGAGCGUUCCUGUACGACCUGAACGAUGACGACCUUAAAAGCAGCCUCGGAGUGGAGCACCGGCUGCAUCGCAAGAAAAUUCUAAACUCGAUCGGUCGCCUCAAGGCCGCCGAGGCGGAGAGAGUCCGACCGGUCGCUCUCAACUCGGGCUCUCCGGAGGGCUUUCAGCAGCAAUCAUUCGACCAAGGGUUCGACCCGGUCGUUCUGGGUGACGCUGGCGAGGCUUUGGGCAGGGUUGGGACGGCUGACGCGGGCGGCUUACCGGGAGCUAGUGGCGGUGGUAUUGGGGCCGUGUCGGUGCCGAUCAAAUUCAAGGAACUCCUGGUGCUCACACGCCGAGGCAAGUACAAGCAGAUCCGCGAGAUACUGGAACCGCUGCCCGAUCGGAGGUUUGACACGAGCACCAUUCGCGUCCCGUACGUGACCGGCUUCGGAACGGCGUACGUCGACGCCUACGAGCAGGAACCGUUCAAUCUGAACAAAACUGACGACCACGGCAAUACCCUUCUUAUAGUGGCGGCCCAAAAUGGCAACCUAAAGAUGGCCAAGCUCUAUGUCUACAAGGGGGCUAACCCUAACCACCAGAACAAGGCGGGACAAAGCGCCGGCCACUACGCCGUCAGCUAUCAAUUCUUCGAGAUGAGCGAGUGGCUAUUCCUGCAGGACGGGAACGGCGGCGGGGCCGACGACACCCUCGAGAACUCUUUCGGCCUGGGGCCGUACGACGGCCUUCAGCCGGAUGGCGGGGGUGGGGGCGGAGAGUUGAUGCUGGAAGGGGGGGGAACAAGACCAGUCAACAGAGCUCCAUAUCGUGCAAAUCCACGAAUGCAAGAGGUUAUUGACAAAUGCGUUGGUGAAAUGGAAGAAGCUGGGAUAAUCGAACAAAGAGCGAGCCCAUGGGGGUCAGCAGUAACGUUGGUAGCAAAAGCUGACGGCACUCCCCGAUUCUGUGUAGAUUACAGAGUGACGAUCAACAAGAAUCUAAUUCGUAAAUCGUGGCCAAUGCCUGAGAUGGCAAGUCAUAUUGACACAGUAGCAGGUGCUAAAUACAUCACAAUCUGCGAUGUACAAAGUGCACACCCCCAAAUACCAAUUGCCGAAGCAGAACAAGACAAGACUGCAUUCGUUACUCGGGACGGAAAAUGGGUUUUUGAACGACUCCCCUUUGGCAUCGCCAAUGUGCCUUUUCUGUUUCAACGCACGAUGGCAUUGACUUUCGCACAUUUUGGUCCACAAUCUGUUCUUCUCGUGAAAUUCAUCCCAGGCUUAGCCGCCGUCACCGCACCAAUGGUUGACCGUAAAGAAAGACGCAGUGAAAUCGGUAGCGAAACGCUGGGUUCCGAAACACGAUGAAGCAUUUGCCGAAGUGAAACGAUUACUCACCAACGCUCCGUUCUACAAUUUCCGGACUUCUCUAAAGAGUUCGUUUUCCACGUGGACGCAUCUGAAGUGGGAGCAGGAGCAUUCCUGGCACAACAGAAUGGCGAUGACGUGAAUAUCGAAGCAUACUUUAGCCAGCGAUUCAACAAAAGCCAACAACACUACUCUGCCA
Molecule: messenger RNA, 7810 nt
Organism: Ectocarpus sp. CCAP 1310/34
Lineage: Eukaryota; Phaeophyceae; Ectocarpales; Ectocarpaceae
Source: the annotation of a GenBank genome assembly